Exaiptasia diaphana is the source of this 615-nucleotide messenger RNA. RefSeq lists its product as uncharacterized. Bases 9 to 371 code for a protein of 120 amino acids. Lineage: Eukaryota; Metazoa; Cnidaria; Anthozoa; Actiniaria; Aiptasiidae. The record is from RefSeq and is a predicted model, not a curated record. The transcript has 3 exons.
UUUUCAAAAUGGCGGCCAGAUAUGCACGUUUUGCGGCAAGAGGGUUUUCUUCGAUAAGAAGUGCUCCAAGGCUGUGCACACGAGGAUCAGUCAAAAUGUCAGGAGAGCAAACCUCGCUGGUGCGUCGCUGUAGAACCUUAGUUCCCUUAGUUGGUGUCMAGAGUUUACAAUCUAACAAUUUAGUUCAAAUUGCCACAAGAAAGUYGAGUCAAUACACCCCUAUUGUAGUUAGUGAUGUCUCGUCUAUAAUAAACAACAAUUCMAGUGGAACAUCAGAAGCAUUAGAAGAAAGUUCAACGGAGUGUGAUGAYGAGGCUACGAAUGGCAGAAAACGCAUAAAACCGCAUGAACUACAGAGAGAUGAUCCAUAGCAAACAACAUAAACAAAACCUAUGGUUCAUCUCUCAAUUGAAAUUUUGUGUACAGUUUAAUGACUGCAAUGGAAGAUAUACUGUUUUUUUAUUCAAGUGUUUUUUAUCAAAUCGUUGCAAGUUAAUGUAAGUUGAAGCUGAUUGUAGAUUUAUGUAAAGGUGACUUCUAUAAAGCAAUAAUUUCAACUUAAGCUGAAAUUCUGGUAAUAUAUGUAGUAUUAAACCAUUGAUUUGGGGACAAUGC